AUGGAUCACCUCCUCCACCUCGACACCGAUGUCGUGUGCAUGCUCUCGAAGCUCAAUUCCUACGACUACAUCAUCGUAGGAAGCGGCUUUGGCGGUGGCCCCCUAGCCGAAGUCCUGGCCCAAAAGGAAAAAAAAGUCCUGCUGAUCGAACGCGGCGGCGUCAUCUUCUCCACCCACGUCCUCAACACGUCGCGCCCUUACUUCAGCCGCGGCGCCAGCAACUCGCCCGAGGGCAACGAGCGCGUCUACGACGCCGUCAAGGCCAAGGUGCAGUGCACCGACACCUCCGACGCCUACAUCGGGGGCCCCGUCUACUGCGUCGGCGGCCGCUCCAACCUCUGGGGCAUCUGGACCCCGGAGGUCGGCGAGGACACCCUCGAGAAGUAUUUCCACAAGGACAUCCACACCUACCUGAAGACCGGGGGGGGUUACAAGAAGGCCUUUAACUUCCUCACCGACAACUCCCAGACGGAUGUCAUCUAUCCCAAGGGUGACAACAGCGAGUACGAGGUCAGCGCCACGGAGAUCAGUGCCGUUGAGGCCAAGCUCAAGACGGCCAUGCCCGGUGCCGCGUUCGACCUCAUGCCCGUCGCCGCGCAGUUCAACGCCCCUGCCCCUUACAAGUUCUCUCAGGGUGCUUAUAGUACGACUCUGGCCAUCAUAAACCGCAUGUAUGCCAAUGACCCGUAUCUGACCGUUCUCCUGAACACGGAGGUUCUUGCGGUCGAUCACGAGGACGUUGGAAAUCAACAGAAAAAGGUCAAGUCCCUGAAGAUCCGAGACCCCAACACCAAGACGAUCAAAGACCUGGACGUCGGAAACGCCAAAGUCAUCCUCUCGGCCGGCACCAUCGGCACGGCCUCCAUCGCCCUCAACAGCGGCCUGCAGCUCCUGAACCCCCUGGUGGGCAAGGGCAUCAUCGACCACGACGUCUGCUACGUGCGCUUCGCCAAGGAGAAGGACGCCGGCGUCACCUCCAAGCCCGUGAACCUGAAAACCCACAUCAAGGUCGGCGGCGAGGAGUGCCUCGUCACCGUGACCAUCAACGCCAACUUCUUCCUCGCGGGCAGUUCCGCCCUCAUCGAGACCUCGCACUACUACAGCAGUGACGGCCAACUGCUCAACCCGCAGAAGCAGGCCCGCCAGCAGCAGAACUUCGACACCAUCUGCAUCCUGUUCGAGUUCGUCGGGCCCCUCCAGGACGGGAACGCCGUGCUCAAUACCCCCGGCCUCGAUCCGGUCCUCGAUGUCAGGCGGCCGCCUAUCAAGCCCGCGGUGCAGCUUGAGAUGGAACAAAUCAUCCACCGUGUGAGGGAGGUUUUCAUCAACCCGACGAUCAACGCGGAGUCUCCCGACUCGGUCAUCCGGCCCCAGAACCUUGGGUUCGGCGUCUUCUCCCACGAGAGCGGCACCAUGCGUAUGGAAGGUCCCAAGAGCCCCGGGGUGGUGGACACCAACCUCAAGUUCAAGGGGAUGGAGAAUCUGUGGGUGUGCGACUUGUCGGCCAUGCCGGUCUGUCCGGAGGCUAACCCGUCUUUGACGUUGGCGGCGCUGUCGUUGAGAUUGGCGGAGCACUUGACGACAGCGUCGGGACAACACUGA
Molecule: messenger RNA, 1602 nt
Organism: Sodiomyces alkalinus F11
Lineage: Eukaryota; Fungi; Ascomycota; Sordariomycetes; Glomerellales; Plectosphaerellaceae
Product: FAD/NAD(P)-binding domain-containing protein
Exons: 2
Coding region: 1-1602 (533 amino acids)
Molecular function (GO): oxidoreductase activity, acting on CH-OH group of donors
Source: RefSeq, a predicted model, not a curated record